Molecule: messenger RNA, 2361 nt
Organism: Cyclospora cayetanensis
Lineage: Eukaryota; Apicomplexa; Conoidasida; Eucoccidiorida; Eimeriidae
Product: pre-mRNA-processing protein 40C
Exons: 17
Coding region: 1-2361 (786 amino acids)
Cellular component (GO): nucleus
Molecular function (GO): transcription coregulator activity; RNA polymerase binding
Source: RefSeq, a predicted model, not a curated record
AUGCAGGCCGCCUCGGCCUGUGGAGUGUAUAGACACUUGCGAGGCGGGCUGGAUAGUAAAAUAGCACAUGCAGCCCUGCAGGGAGCCGGCGCCGUUGCCGCUGCUUCUGGCGGGUCUCGCGCUGCGCCGGCGCCUCCCGGACCCCCGAUGCCUCCUCCACCCCCCCCGCAACAACAACAACAGCAGCAGCAGCAGCAACAACAGUUUUGGCAGUUGCAGCAAAUGUACCUGAUGCAUUGGCAGCAGCAACAGCAGCAGAGUGCAGCAGCAGCAACUGCAGCAGCAGGUUCUGGAGGGCCAGGUCAGGAGGAGGCUGAGAACGGGGUAGGAGGCUCCGCAGCAGCACCUGCUGCUUCCUUGGGGGCGCCUUCAAGUGAAGGAGUGGCGGCUGCUUCAGAGGAUAUCGGCAAACCUGAGAGCUUCGAGGUUCUAGGCAAGACUUCUUGGCUGCGAGUGAGGACGUCUGGUGGAAAGAAGUAUUUUUACAACAAGGAAACACGGGUUGCUGUGUGGAAGGUUCCGGAGGAGGUGAAAGACUUGCUGCAGCGGCUCGACAAGGCAGCAGCAGCACUGGAUGCUUUUGACGACUGGGAGGCUCCCGACGAGGAUGAAGGUUUGCCUGCGGCGCCUCCGCAGCCUUCCCAUCAGCAAUGCCACCAACUGCAGCAGCAGCAGCAGAUGCAGCAGCAGCAGAUGCAGCAGCAGAUGCAGCACCAACACGAGCAGCAGCGGCAACUCCAGCAGAAGCAGCAAGAGACAGCGGCUGCCGCUGCUGGUGCUGCUGCUGCAAUGAGGGGCAACGGCAGCAGCAGCAGCACCGCCACCAGUGCGCACCAGCUGCAGCAGACGCAGCAGCAGCAGACGCAGCAGCAGCAGACGCAGCAGCAGCAGCUUGAAGACAGCGAUGAUUCAUCCGAUGAUGAUUCGGAUCAAGAAACGAAUCCUGAGCUCGAGGUCUUAAUGGGACUGGCCAGGCGGAUGGAAGAUUUCAAGCAAAUGUUGCGGGAAGAAAACUUUGGACCCUUCGCUGUCUAUGAGAAGUGUUUGCCACGCCUGGUGUAUCAGCCGCGCUUCAGCGCCAUUACAGCCGAUCAACGCCGCCGUCUGUUUGAUCGGUGCAUCAAAGAGCUCGCCGCAGAAAGCCGUCGAGGCCAGAAGGAGCAUAUCGACGCCUUCAGAGCGCUGCUCGAUGAGGCUAAGGCUCAAGGCCAUGUGCAUUCUUCGUCUACCGUAGACACCCUAGAAAGGAGGUUUGGACACGACGAGCGCUGGCAGGGAGGCGCAAUCCCCCGGGGGGAGUGGGCAGCGAUCCGGAAGCGACUCAUUGAGGAAAUGGUUGCAAGAAGACGGGAAGACAAGAAUGAAGCGCGUGAUGCUUUGCGCCGCCAGUUCAAGAAAUUCGUCAAGGAGCAGCUGCAGGCAUUUCCUUCUGAGGACUGGCCCUUGCGUCGAAGGGAGUUUCGAUCUCACCCCCUAUAUACGCAAGUGGUCAGUUGCAAGGCUUUUGCGGCGCUCGAAGCAAGCAAGAGCACCACACACCCAUGCGCAGAAAGGAGGCUCUCGCUCACACAGGCCUCUGCACGGGAGAGAGAGCAGCUGUAUCAGGAGGCAUGCGAAGACUUGACGGCUGCUCGCUUGGAGAGAAAGCGAGUAGCAGGGGCCUCCUCUAUUCUGGAUGACGCUGAAACAAAAAAGCUCAAGCUUCUGAAGGCAGAUGCCGCUACAGCCUUCACGAACAUGCUGGUCGAGCGCGUCAAGAAUCCAUAUGCCGACAGCUCUGACGGUAGCGAAUGGCCUCUAGAGCUGCUGCAGUCCGAUGCGCGCUUCGGCACAAACAGUCUAACGGAAUCUGAAAAGAAGGAGCUUUACAAAGCCUUUGUUAGGGAGUUCUGCACUUCAAGAGUAUCGCUCUUUGCAUCCCGCCUUACAGCGCUUCCGAACGAAGAUCUUGCGCUGCCUUUCGCAGGGGUGCUCGAGAAGCUGCAAACCGCUAAAAAGCUUUUCCAAGGCAUUCCGGAGGAGGAGUUAAGGCCACGGCACGAGGCAUGGAGAGAGCAACGACUGUCCGAGCUAGCAGACGCCUUCCUGCUGUUUUUGCGGCAGCAUCCCGAUGUUUCGCGUUUCUACAGCGAUAUUGCGAAAGGAGUCAAGCAGCAGAGCGGCCCCUUCUCAGACGAGCAGUUGACGCCGCUUCUGGAAAAGCUGAAGGCUGAUGUUCGCUUUCAGAGACUCGACGCCUUCCCCGCGCGCCGUCUGCAGCUUUUGCAGCAGCGUCUCGAGGAGCUCUCGAAGGAGCAACGCCGUAAGGGUCCAGGGAUUGCGCAGAGUGUCAAACAGCAGGCUACUUCGCAGAGGCCAUAA